Molecule: messenger RNA, 8813 nt
Organism: Lutzomyia longipalpis
Lineage: Eukaryota; Metazoa; Arthropoda; Insecta; Diptera; Psychodidae
Gene: fj
Product: extracellular serine/threonine protein kinase four-jointed
Exons: 1
Coding region: 902-2401 (499 amino acids)
Biological process (GO): cell-cell signaling
Source: RefSeq, a predicted model, not a curated record
ACGCUAAAUCUCACCCGAAACAGUCCAAAUCUCGUGGACCGCUCGAGCAAUGUUCGAGACAUUUCACCAUUUCACGUCGCGCCGCAUGAAAUUAAUCACUCCACAGUGCCCAUAUCUCGUGUCUACUUUGCAUUUAUAGUCGCUCAGUGGACUCUUGUGUGCUAAAUGGUUCGUCUUUGAAGGCAUCGCGAAGAUAACAAACCGCUGUGUGCUCACCCAAACCUCUUUCGUGCCACAGUGUGAGCCACAAAACCCAUUGGGACUUUACCCGCUCUGCAGACAUCGGUGAAUAACGAAUUUAUAUAUAUAAGAAAAAAAAGGCAAGAAAUAAAAGAAAAUCGUGCUCAAAUGGUGUUUUACAUGCCGUUGAAGUGACUUUUUUUUCCAACCCGGACUAAAUGUGAAAAGAAACUUAUUUAGAGAAAAAGAAAAAACUUGAGUGAGACAGUUUGUAUUGUGUUAUAGGGACUUAAAAGUUCUGCCCUUUUUUACGGGCACAAACAUUUGCGCUAGAGUAAAACCUUUUAGAAAAGACUCAUCGAAGUUUAUGAACGUCCAGACAGUGAUUUUUGUGUUGAGAUCGUCAAAGAGUGCAAAAGCCAUAAAUUGUGGAUUACAUAUUGCACUUACAGGACUUAGAAGGCACGUAUAUAUGCUUAGUAUUUGGUGCAGCAGUGAGUGAUCUUUUUACGAGUUCACUGACUCUAACAAAAAGGGGGGCAAAACGCACGUAGAUAGCUAACACACAUGAGGGGUGUCACCAAACAGGGCUUCGUAUAAUAUGCAAGGAAAUAGUGUGUAUAUUGUGAGAACUUGUGAUGCAAACUGAGCGUACUCUAGGGGGUUGGCAAGUGCUUCCAAAAGUAUCUUGGAGCUGCUGAAGUGUCCUCUUCAUUGCAAUAUGUUUGACGUGCGAUCAAUUGAGUCGGGUGAUCAGCAAGAUAGUGAUAUGUCGUCAUUCUGCAGGAAACGUUCAUUUCAGCGACAGGCGUGUCUCCUUAGUGUAAUGGCUGCAUUUUCACUUGGACUCGCCCUUGGGGCUUUUGUUCCAAUUAUUGGUAUCACGGGUGAUCGCGAUGUGAUCCGGCCGACGGCUGAUGUUGCGCACGUGGAGCACCUCGUGGUACGAUCUAGUAGAUCAGAUGACAUACAGAGGCGUCGUCUGCAGAAAACAGUGCCAAACAUUUAUGUGCCAGUGUCCUUUGUUGACAAUUUGGAUGUUAAUUCCGUUGAGAUGCCCCUCGAUGGGAAUAGUGUUGAGCCAGUUGAGGCGGCCACCGCCGAUAAUACUUCCGUGGAGUUUGUCCAUACUGAUGAUUCACCAGACAUGGGAUUGGAUGGUAUUGUGGAGGAUGGUAUCUACUGGGGUCAAGUCAUUGAAGAGCAUCUCCCCAAGGGUUUCGACGACGCCGACACACGUGCCUGGAGGGAGUACAUCAGUAAGAGCUUUGUUGUAAGUCUCAAGCCAGGAUGUGGAAGGAUGCAGAAUCGCCUGGUGGUGUUCAAUGAUGGGCGGCGAGCAUGUGCCAGGUAUAGGCAAAACACCGACCAAAUUCAGGGUGAGCUGUUUAGCUUCUACUUGGGCCAGUUGUUAAAUAUAAGCAAUCUGGCACCUAGUACUGCAUCUGUGAUUGAUACAGACUCACCACUGUGGACAUCAGCAUCACAAGAUAUUUUAAGUGCUCAGUGGAAAGUUCAGCGACCAGUUGUACUCACAAAAUGGAUCUCAGAUUUGGAACCUGCUGGUAUUCCGACGCCAUUUCAACCACUAGACAAGCAUAUGAAUAAAUUUGAUGUUCACAAUAUCACACUGGGAAUUGAGGAUACAAGACCACAGAGGGGUCUAAUGGAUAUUCUGGGUGCACCCAAGAACACACCCAAGUCCCCGCCAAUUCCACCCCCAAAUCGUCUUGAUGCUACCAAAUUGGGGCGGCUGGUGGAGCUAGCCCAGUGGUCGGAUUUAAUUGUAUUUGACUAUUUGAUUGCAAAUUUAGAUCGUGUCGUCAAUAAUUUAUACAACUAUCAAUGGAAUGCAGAUAUAAUGGCAGCACCAGCACAUAAUCUCGCCAAGCAGAGUGAUUCACAACUCUUGGUCUUCCUCGAUAACGAAUCCGGUUUACUGCACGGAUAUCGUUUACUCAAAAAAUACGAGGCAUAUCAUGGAUUAUUGCUCGAUAAUUUAUGUAUAUUCAGGCGAACGACGAUACAGCAACUGCAGCAACUCAAAGACGAUGGUCCCGCCACGAGGCUCCAACGUAUCUUUGAGCACACAGCUUCGGACAAAGUCAGGGACAUCCUCCCACCAUUGCCCGAGAAAUCCGCCAAAAUUCUCAUCGAUCGCAUCGAUCGGGUCCUAGGCCAAGUGCAAAAGUGUCAUGAAAUGUUCUCAGUGCAGAGUUGAUGAUUCGUUCCUUGUGCGCAUCGAGCUCUUGCACUGUUUAUUUUGUUGUUUAUUGUUGUUCAAAAUCCAACGCAAAGAUGCUGUGGUGAGAGAGACACACACGUGAAAAAAAAUUGCCCAGAGACAAGUUUAAGAGAAGGCAGAAAAGAAUAAUACACAGCGUUACAUGCGGAGGGAAAAAAAGUGCGUCGAGAUGUGAAUGAAGAAUUUCCAACAGCAAGAAGGAGGCAGAAAAGACAAUUACUCAAAAGCGUAAAACAUUUCCGAUGGUAUUUUCCACAAAUAGUGCCUGUAAUACGGAACAACAAACGCGCUAAUUAUCAAUGUAAAUAGUAGUUAAAAGUAAAAAUGAAAAUAGGAGAACAAAAAACAACGCAAGAAUUGUAUAAAAUAUGACUGUAUAUUGUGAUCGUCCUUUGUGUGUAUAAACUAAAAAAAAUAGAAGAAGAAAAAAACAUUAAUAUUUCCGCUCCCAAUGCGAUUAUUCAAUAUUUGACUUUAUAUAGAAAAGAAUUAUAUAUUAUGUAUGUAUAUAGCAAAUGCAACCAAAAAAAAAUUCAAGAAAAAUGCGCAAGAGAUAGCGAAUAUAUAGAACUUCAAAUAUGCCGUACUGUAAGUGCAUUCCUUCAGUCAUUACGUGUCAAGAGAGAAGAAGUUCUGCCUAUUGUUUAAUUUUUCUUUUAUUUAUUUAAUGAAAAAAGAAAUCAGAAAUGGUAAAAAACUUUUACAAUACAGCUAUAUAUAGAAAAGAAAAUUCAAUUGUUAUUUUUUUUCUAACGAUUAAGUAAAACUGGAAGUCACAGUGUCUGAUUACUAAACUAUCAUACUUUAUGUCCAACAUAUCAAUCAUUUAUACAUAACUGAAAAUCAUAAACUGUUCAUAAAAUCUCCAUCUCCGAAGCUUAUUGCAAAUUGCAAUGUUAUAAAUAAUUCAGACACCAUUAAAUUUUAUAAAAUUUAGUUAUAUAUUUAACACACCUGAGAGAGGGAGAGAAGAUGAAAGAAGACAACAAGGAAUGAAAAAAAAAAAACGAAGAAGUUCUGCAUAACUUUGAGAGUGCAAGAAGGAGUUUUCGGAGUGCUGGGUGAGACAGAUAGAGAUAAAAAGCCCGUCGAUGCGUUUAUUAUUGUAUUUUGUGUGUGGAAAAGAAACAUGGCAUAGGAUAAAAGAAGGGUAUAUACCGGAGGAGAGAAUAUAAUAUUCAAAAUCGUAAAAUUCUUCUCUUCCUUGGUGCCUUAGAACUUUACGGUCUGUUUUCAUCUAAUACAUUUUAAAGAGACAUCCACCCGAUGAGUGAACGGGACGAGAUGAAGGUUUCUUUUUAUGACAUGAAUGUUAAAAAUUAUCUGCCUUUUUAUGGAAAGUAGAUUUAUUAUUGUAGGAUAUUUAUGAUACACCAGUCAGUCAAAGAGUUGAUAGUUUAGCUAGCAGCGUCUUUUGUGCACACAAACACACCAUACACACGGCAAAUGGUUAAACUCAUGCCUUAUUGAUUCGGGGCACGACAAACACAAUGAACAUCAUUUGGUGCUCUUAAAUAACACCAAUGGCAAUGCAUACCGGGCGUAUAAUGCAAAACACACGCCACUUAAAAUGGACACAAAAAUAUAUUUCUCAAGUAUUGAGAUGAUGGAAAUCCCUCGCUUCAUCACACACAGAGGUGUCUCAUUUUAAUAACCAAAUACUCUUCUUCUUCUUUUGCUCUCAACAGAGAUGGAUUCUGUGAAAUUUUAUCUCACCUUAAAUCCCGACUUUAUUGAGCAAUUCCAAUUUUUCUUUUCAUCUUCAUUCACAGUCUGUGCAAAAAGUGUAUGUACAAAAGUUCUUAAUUGUACAUCUGACAUCAUUCUCAAUGUUAUUUUCUAUGAAUGCAAUACUACGAAUUUUCUAUGCUAUCAAAAUGUAAAAUUGCAAAUUUUCGUGCGAUAAAUUAAUUUAAUUUGAAUUAACUGAAUCAUUUUAUUAAUACUGCCAUAAUGGGGUAAAUGGGAUCGAUUAGUUUCAUUGAUUUCUUUUCAAUAGUUUUGCAAAUUAAUUUACAUCAAUACUUAAAUGUUGUCAACACAAGGGGUGUUUAUCUGGCGAAUCCGAAGAUUCAAAGAUUUUUAUUCAGAUAGACGCCCAUUGUCACCACCAAUCCAUUGAAAAAAUGAAACAUUUUUAAUUUUUUCUUCAAAUUUUGUUUCUUUGACCAAAAAUAGUUUUUUGUGUUUACUGAAAUAAUAAUCCGAAGAUUCGAAGAUUUUUAUCCUUCAAUUAAAAUCCUUAAAAAAUAAUGAAUGAAACUUUGCAAUAUUUAAUACUUAAUCAAGCUAAAUUUAUUGAAAUGAAAACUUAAUAAUUAGUAGGUAUCCUGAAGAUAUGUCUUUGCUAUUUCUUUUCUUAUACUCUGUAAAUUCUCUAAAUAAUAUUAUUGACCUGAAGAAGGGAGCAUAAACCUUCGGAACGUGAUUGUCAAGUAAAAAAAAGAAAUUAAAAAUUUUUCAGUGUUUUUUUUUAUUGCUCGUAGUACCUACUUAGAACUCAUUUUUUUCCAAUUGAAAUACAAAAAGAAAUGAUAAAUGACAAGAAUGCUUUAUAUUUCAAUCAAACAAGCAUAAACUGGAUGAAGUAAUUGAAUAUCAACCAAUUACGCUAGCUUAUAACACGUUUAUUAAUUUAAUAAAAUUCAAUUUAUUUAAUAUUAUUCAAUGUUGUAGGAUUUGUACUAGAAACGAGUAAGAGGUAGUAAUUAAAAUUGAAAAAAUUAUAGAUUUUCACUCACUUGUGUCCCAAUGAAAGAAACUCUAAGAGUUCAUUUGUUCAAUGUCUCUAUAGGUAGCCAGUAGUAGUUGUACGAUAUGUCUAUAAAUAAAAGAUAAAACAUAAAAGUUAAUUCUCUCAUCAAAAGUAAAAGAAUAUUAAUUGUUUAUCAUUGCAAUGCUAAAACUUAUAUUUUAAUCCAAAUGACAGAAAAAAAUGAUUCUGUGCAAAAUCUAUCACUAUCACAAAAUUUUCAUUUAUUUCAACUGUUAAAUAUUUAUUUGGUUUUGCUGUCUAUUUGGUAUUCCUUUAAGAUAUAAUGCACUUCCUUUUGCAACUUUACAUUUGAUGCAUUUUUUGUAAUAAUAAAAACUUAACACCUUUAGUUUAUUUUUAAUGUUGGAUCUUCAAAUUUUCAACAGAUAUUAGCUUUAAAGAACAAUCUUUUGCAUCACUCUAAAAUACUUUUAGCACUUAAUUUCUGACUCUUAAUUUUGCCAUUAUAUAGAGAACCUCAAGAAUCGAGACCACAACGUACAUAUGCCCGUAUUCACUUAAGAAGAAACAAAUGUCAGAAAAAAAUUUAAUAAAUUGGUUAAAAUUUUCGUGGCUUAUCGAAAUCAAAUUAACGUGUGUUUUUUCACAAGAACACUUCCCAUAUAAACAAGACAAGCUCCGGAGGAAGAAAAAAAAACGCGUGUGGUGGAAAAAGUUUCCUGUGCUAUGUAUAUGAAUUUCUAAUGAAAUGUUUGUCGUGUCUUUUUUUUUGCAAAACCGUUAAUUCAAAUUUCGCUCAUAUCUAUAAGCAAUAACCAUUAUCACAAAAUGGAAUUCUCUUAUUCUCUGCCUUUUUUCAGCACCAUUUGCCUCUUGUGAUCAAAGAAAUUAUACAUACAUUUUCGAAAGUCCAAAAGAGAAAUGACGAAGGAGAGAGAGAGAACUGUUAAAACGACGACCGCCUCUAUAAACAAACAUAUACAUACAUUUUUUUUUCUUUAUUUUAGUAUUAUUUCAAGAGUUUUCUAAUUUUUGGGAAGAAUUCUUUGUAGAAUAGAACAGAAGAAGGAGGUAGAAGAGAUUUCGAGAUUUUUCAAUAUUACACACAGAGAAAUUUUGAUCAAAAAUGGCAAUGAAACUGUCAAUUUUUGCGAGUGUGCCACUCGCAUUCGUUAAUGACGAGUAUUUCCUAUAUUGUUUACAUUGGAGAGUGCAAAUCAAACUGAGGUUAUGUGCGAAUAUCUCACUCGCAUUCGACUAAUACGAAUAAUUUUUCUGUGUGUAGGUUCUUUUUUACAUAAAUAUUUUCUUCUCAAUUCUGUGAAUGAACUUUUUUUUAAAUGCCGUAUGAAAAUUUAAAAUUUUCAUAAAGUAAUAAACAAAUUAAUUAAAACAAACACAAAAAAUUAUAAAGAUAGAUUGGUAGAUAAUUUAAAUGGCACACGCGCGAGUUUUGACUUUCUUUUAUGUGUGGAAAAGAACUUUUCUUUUUCGAUAUGUUGCGAUCGUGUCUCAUACCUUUGUCCAUAAGUGCUAUUAUUGUGGAAUAAAUUGUGGACCGUUAAGAGAAGACCGUGCCUAAUUCAAAAUGAAAUAUAUUCCUACGCAUAGACAUAUGUCACUUCAUUUUAUUAUUAUAUUGCAUACAAUAUUCUCAACCGGAUAGUCCAAAGCAUCUCGCUCUCUGUUGGCCAUGUCUCUUCCCCACACGGCGUUUCAAGUUUUAGCGCAUUGCAAAUACACACAACAAUUUCACAAAAAGGAGCGAAAGAAAAACUUUAGUCUUCCUUUUUUUUGCGUUGCCCCGCGACAAUGUAGUACAAUGUAGCAAAAUGUUUAAAAUGUGGCGGAAUAAUAUGCUUAAAUUUGUCACUAAUGCACUUCGAUGGUGGCUCUUUGUAUCUCACUCCUCCUUGUCUCCCAGGCUGUACGAAAUACGAAAUGGAGGAAAAAAAAAUGAAGAGGAAGUCAGUUGAAUAGGUAUUGGGGAGAUAGUCUCCGCACAUGGAAAACCACUAAAUGAAUGUGACUGUUUUCAAGAAAUGUCCAAAGCUUCAAAGAAAUUUGAUAAGAGAGGAAUGAUAUUAGGAAUAAAUAGGUAUUAUCAAUGUACUGCAAUGCAAUCUCUGAUGGGUAUACAAUGUUAUUCACAUAUUUUAUGAAAUCAUAAUCAAGAUAAAAUUCUAAAAAUUUAUACAAAGAAGAUUCUCCUCUAAAAUGGUUCUAUCUCGGCAAAGCCGCGAAAAUUGCAAUGGAGGAACUUUUUUUUUCCCUCAAUCGUAAUACUAUUUAGCACCCAUAAGUGGUUAUGAAAAAACCACAAAUAUGUUGGCAAAAAGACAUCACUAUAUUUAUCAGCAAAGAUAUUCUCAAUAGUAAACACUUUUAAAUACACUGAUGGUCAUCAAAAUGGAACCACAAUAGUUUGAGAGUUAAUGUGUUUCGACGUUUUAAAUAUUUUGUUAUUGUUUCUUCCAUAUAAGAACAUUAUGCUGAACAAUUUUUAUUACAUAUUAUAUGGUAUUUUUAAUAACUGAUAAAAUUCAAAGGAAGAAAACAGGAUGUUUGGCGGAGUGAAACGAGUGAAACAAAACUAAUCUUUAAGAAAAGAAGUUUUAAGUAAACUCUGCAAACUAAAGGAAAAUGUUCAAAGAUUUGAAUGAAUAUUGAAAUGCUUGCAAUUUAUUUUUUGGAGUUGUAAAAAUCUCCAUUGUGUUAAAAAAAAAAUGAAAUAAAAUAUGGCCAGGAUCCUAAUUAAAUAGAAGACGGAUUCUGAUGUGAAUUGUAAUCCUUCUAUAUGAUUUUCUUGGUAGUUUUUUUUCUAUUUUUGAACAAUUUUGUCAGAAGAAUUUUAUUUAAAAAUUAAAAAUUAACGCAGAUUUAUUGAGCUUUUUUUGCAAAGUCUAACUUCAAAAUUGUCUUAAAGAAACAAUUUUCAAUCAAAAUUCUUAAAAUUUCUCAUUUAUAAAAGAACAACAUUUUUAUGCAUUUAUUGACAAAAUAAAAUUGGAAAAUUUGUAUUAACUUUCCCAUUUAAUAAAGAAAUUUACUUCCUGAAAUUUCCAACCCUUCAUCCGGACUUUUCUUAUUGACUAAAAGAGAGACAAAAUAAUUUAUUUUCAGGAUCAGGAAAAUUCCGACAAUAUCGACUACACUCAAGAAAUGAAAAGUAUCAAAGCAAAUAUCUGUUCAGUUUAUGCAUAACAAAGUUUUUCCUUUUGAUGAUUCAAUAUUAAAGCUUCUUGAAUUGAAUAAUUUGAUAUCGAACUGUUCCAUUUAGUUACAGCAUGUAAUAAAACUAAGAAUAAAGUGUUGUUACGUAAGAAAUGAAUAUUAUCAUUGCAAGAAGGGAACUUUUCUACCUUGUAAAUCUACGCUAAUGUAAUCUAAUCGUAUGUACGUAAACAUAUAGAAAAUGAAUAACAUUGUAGACCCAUCAUUGAAUGCAAGAAAGUUAAUAUAAAAGCAGAAAAAGGCAUAGUGCGUGUACAUUUGUAUAAAAUAUAGUCAUCUGAUGAAGAUACAAUUUAUGUCAUAUAUUGAAGAAAGAAAAAAAACGUGAAAAAGAUGAUAAAGUCUGCAUUUUGUAAAUAGUGUAAUUAGAACCUUUUUAAACUAUUAAAUAAUAUGUAAUUUAUAUACAAUUUGAAAUAAAGUCGCAUUUGAUCAAAA